AUGUCUACAGACCAUCUUAACAUUGAAUUUGCUCUUCAUCAAAUUCCAGAACGUUUAUUGGAUGAAUCAAAAAAUCCAAAGCCGCACGUUCACUCUAUCGAGAAGUAUAACGAACUCUACCAAGAGAGUAUUUCUAAUCCUAAAGAAUUUUGGGGAAGGUGUGCCAAAGAAUUCCUUCACUGGCAUAAACCUUUUGAGACCGUUUUAUCCGGCGGUUUCGAGCAUGGGGAUAUUUCAUGGUUCCAAGAGGGUCAAUUAAACGCCUCCUAUAAUUGUGUUGAUAGGCAUGCUAUUAAAGAUCCCGAUAAGGUUGCCAUCAUUUAUGAAGCUGAUGAACCUGGUCAGGACCGUAAGAUUACAUACGGUCAGCUAUAUCGUGACGUUUGCCGUUUUGCCAAUGUUUUGAAACAUCAUGGUUUAAAAAAAGGGGACACUGUCGCGAUUUAUAUGCCUAUGGUACCGGAAGCUGUUAUAGCCUUUUUAGCUUGUGCUCGUUUGGGAGCCGUCCAUUCUGUGGUCUUUGCCGGUUUCUCUUCCGAGGCUUUAAGAGAUCGUAUCAAAGAUGCUGACAGCAAAAUUGUUAUUACUGCUGAUGAAGGUUGUCGUGGUGGCAAAAUUAUUCAUACCAAAAAGAUUGUCGACGAUGCGUUGAAGGAGUGCCCAAAUGUAAAACGUGUUUUCGUGUUCCGCCGUACUGGUUCUGAUGUUCCGUUCAAUCCCUCAAGAGAUUUGUGGUGGCAUGAAGAAAUUGAGAAACAAAGACCUUAUUGCCCACCUGAAAUUGUCAAUGCUGAAGAUCCUCUCUUCAUACUUUAUACUUCCGGUUCUACGGGUAAACCGAAGGGCGUUCUUCAUACCGUUGCCGGUUAUUUACUAGGGGCUGCCGUGACCUUUAAAUAUGUAUUUGAUUAUCAUGAAGGAGAUGUCCAUGGUUGUAUGGCUGACAUUGGCUGGAUUACUGGUCACACCUACAUUAUUUACGGUCCGUUGAUCAACGGUGCUACCACCGUACUAUUUGAGUCUACGCCUAUAUACCCUUCGCCGUCAAGGUACUGGGAGACCGUGUCAAAACACAAAAUCACUCAAUUUUAUACUGCGCCUACCGCCAUUCGGCUGUUGCGUAAAUAUGGUCGUGAACACGUGGAUGGACAUGAUCUUUCAAGUUUGAGACUUAUUGGAUCUGUAGGUGAACCCAUUCAACCAGAAGCCUGGGAAUGGUAUAAUGAGGUGGUCGGAAGAAAUGAAUGUGCUAUCAUUGAUACUUAUUGGCAAACCGAGACCGGUUCGAUUAUUAUCUCUCCAUUCCCCGGUGCCGUGAUGACAAAAGCAGGUUCUGCCACCGUCCCUUCAUUUGGUAUCGACCUUGUCAUAUUAGAUCCGCUCACAGGACAAGAGAUAAAAGAAACCAAGGCUGAAGGCGUAUUGGCCAUUCGUCAGCCGUGGCCUUCGAUCGCGCGUACUGUAUAUAAUAAUCAUGAUCUAUACCUUCGAACCUAUUUGCACCGUUAUAAAGGUUAUUACUUCACCGGGGAUGGUGUUGGCAGAGAUUCUGACGGAUACUAUUGGAUUCGAGGUCGUGUUGAUGAUGUCAUAAACGUAUCGGGGCAUCGCCUCUCCACUGCUGAAAUUGAAGCCGCCUUGAUCAUUCAUCCAUCGGUGGCCGAAGCUGCCGUGAUUGGUGUUCACGACGAUCUGACAGGUCAAGCUGUGCACGCAUUCACCACGCUAAAGCCACAUUGUGAAAGUACCGAUUUGGGAGAACUGACUCUCCAAGUACGUAAGGUAAUUGGAUCAUUCGCGACCCCCAAAAAAAUUUAUGUUGUUAAGGAUCUACCAAAGACUCGAAGCGGAAAAAUCAUGAGAAGAGUUUUGAGGAAAGUUGUUGAUGGAGAAACGGAUCAAUUGGGCGACCUAAGUACUUUAUCGAAUCCCACGUUAAUCGGACCUUUAAUUGAAGCAGUGAAGAAUUCAUAA
Molecule: messenger RNA, 1974 nt
Organism: Acaulospora morrowiae
Lineage: Eukaryota; Fungi; Glomeromycota; Glomeromycetes; Diversisporales; Acaulosporaceae
Source: the annotation of a GenBank genome assembly